CCCCAAAUUAUUUAUUUGGUUAACGAUUAUUGUUGUUUCUUUAAUUAAAUUAAAAUCGAAACAUGACACAAACAAGAAGGAUUCACGCAUCAGAAAUAUUACAAGGUUCGGAUAAUUCAAACAAAACACAUGGCAAUGAAAACAACAGCAAAAACAAUAAUAUAACAUUAAAUAAUGUUGAAGAAAUAGUAAAGGCAGAUGCAACACAGAAUGAAAAAGGCAAGUUUAAAACAUGAAUAAAAACAUGAAGUUGUGUGUUUCCGGAAUGUAUAGAUGAUUUGUUUUUCAAAAUGUUUUCUGGAAUGUUUUUAUAUUUUAUUUGUUGUUGAUGUUUUUGUUGAUGUUUUUCCGGAAGCAUUUGUGUUGUCUAUAUUUUAUUUAUUUUUACAUGUUUUCCGGAAUGUUUCUGUAUAUUUUAUUUGUUUUUGUUUGUGUUUCCGGAAUGUUUCUGUGAGUUGAUAUUGUUUAGGGAGUGUUUUUCAAAUUGUUUUCCGGAAUGUUUUUGUAUUUUAUUGUUUUGUUCGUUUGUCUUUCCGGAAUGUUUAAUAUGUUUAUUUGUUUUUCAGAAUGUUUUC
Messenger RNA from Meloidogyne enterolobii, 575 nucleotides. The record is from the annotation of a GenBank genome assembly. Lineage: Eukaryota; Metazoa; Nematoda; Chromadorea; Rhabditida; Meloidogynidae.